UGGUAACCACUCCGCUGCGGAGGGUAAUGAGUCGGGUUUCUGCAAGUGCAGAAGUGAUCUCGCAGAGCUGGCACUGCCCUUACGGGACGCUCACCGCUGCUGAAUUGCUUUGAACGUCUCUUCAAAUGGCAAAGCAGAAUUACUCCGCACAUGAAUAAAACCAUCCAGCGAAGUGGACAAAAUUGAUCAAACUAAGUCAACAGAAUGCAUUGUAUAACUUUUAUAUAGACACUCGUUCGAAGAUAGUAAGGUAGGUGGGAGGAAUAGACAGCUGCUUAUUCUUUUGCCUAACGACAAAGUCCUCUCCGAAUUGAUACGUCAUCCUUUUAAAAUAUUACUCCUCAUGAGUAUUUGGAUUCCGUGGGGGAUAAACACUGACUAGCUACACCAGAAAAAUAAAAUAAUUAAAUAUGGAAGAGGAACAGAAGUGGAGCGUCGCUCCUCAAUCCAACGUGGGGAGGACUUGCACGGAGCAUCCUUGCAAAAAGCGGGUUUUAAGGAAUUGGAAAGACCUGUCUGGGAUAGCUGUCUGUAGCGCGUUGUCCUUGCUGUCUUUUGGAGUUUGCAUUUUGGUUUAUCUGAAGACUUCGGAACUGCAGUCCAGGGUUAUAAAUCUGGAAAAGGAACGGGACACGCAACUCUCCGCGUGGCUGUCACUGGACCAGGUGGAGCCCCUCAUCGUAGGUAGACUCGAUCAGAUUUUGGAAGAGAAAUUGGCGGCACGGCUACCCAGGGUCAGAGAAGCUCGAGAGGCGCCUCACAGCUGCGUCUGUCCACCAGGACCUCCUGGUCCACCUGGACGAGCUGGCUUUCCGGGUGACAAAGGAACAAUGGGAAUACCUGGAAGAAUGGGGUUAAAGGGCGACGCUGGGGAAAAGGGGGCACCAGGGGAGCCAGGCUUGUCCAUCAUUGGCCCACGAGGACCCCCUGGACAGCCGGGAACGAGAGGAUUUCCUGGUUUCCCGGGUCCGAUCGGAUUGGACGGAAAGCCAGGACAAAGCGGUCUGAAAGGAGAUGUGGGUCCACGAGGUCCAAAAGGAGUGCCAGGUGAACCUGGCCCCAAGGGAGAAAAGGGUGUGUGUGGAGAGUAUUCUCACAGGAAACGACGUAUUGUACAGACCUGUGUUGGAGGAUUGGCCACACAGGGCGAGCCAGGACCGCAAGGCCCCUCGGGACCACCGGGCCCUCCGGGGCCCCCAGGGGUUCCUGGACAAGCUGGCACCAAUGGAAUACCGGGAAAACCCGGAGAACCAGGAAAGCCGGGAAAAGACCCAAAGAAUUUACCUGGACUGAAGGGCGAGCCGGGCACACCGGGACAGAAGGGAGAUCGCGGUGAGAUCGGACCCCAAGGACCCGCCGGUCCCCAGGGACCAAAGGGAGAUCAGGGGUUCAAGGGUGACAAGGGAGAGCCCAGCACAGCAGGUGUCGGCAUCAAAGGAGAGCCAGGUCUGCCUGGCCCACCAGGACCCCAGGGGCCCAAGGGUGAUAAAGGAAACACAGGUAUAACGGGGGAGCCAGGACCCGAGGGGCCGGCUGGACCCAGAGGCCCUCCUGGUCCUACGGGCGAGCCAGGAAAAGCAGAAAUUAUUGACUACAAUGGCAAUUUCAAUGAGAAAUUUGUGGAUAUUCGCAACACACCUUUAAUGGGUCCUCCAGGACUACCUGGACUACCAGGCCCUCCCGGUCCCCCUGGAACACCUGGCGCAAAGGGUGAAGUGGGACUGCCAGGCGCUCCAGGUCUUGAUGGGGAGAAGGGGCCUCGGGGGAAGCCGGGUGAGACAGGGCCCAUGGGUCCCGCGGGCCCUGAGGGCCCCAGAGGAGAAGCGGGAGUCAUGGGGUUCCCGGGGCCGAAGGGCGACAAGGGGGACACGGGCCCUGCUGGAUCACCCGGUCAGAAGGGCGAACCUGGAGAGAAGGGUGGGAGAUCAGACAUGGUCUAUGGGCCCCCAGGGCCCCCAGGACCACAAGGACCAGUUGGCCCCAUGGGACCUCCAGGACUGCCAGGGCCAAAGGGAGAGCCAGGCAUUGGCAUCAAGGGGGAGAAAGGAGGACUUGGGCUGAAGGGAGAUAAAGGAGACAGGGGCCAUCUUGGACUGCCUGGUCUGAUAGGACCAGUUGGUGUCCCAGGGCCAGCAGGACCAAAGGGAGAGAGGGGUGACAAGGGAGACACAGGUGUACCAGGACCAAUAGGGCCACAAGGCAUCCCUGGUUUAGUAGGACCACAAGGAUUAAAAGGAAACCGGGGGGAGAGGGGCAAGAAAGGCAACAGGGGGGCCAAAGGGGAUAAGGGAGACCAAGGAGCACCCGGAUUAGAUGCCCCCUGUCCGUUGGGGGACGAUGGCUUGCCAGUACCAGGAUGUUGGAAUAAAGGUCAAAAUCCUUUCCAGCUGGCCAAGAAGUAACAGCACAAGAAGGUCUGCUUGAAGCUUCAUAUGAUGCUGCAUGGAGAAACUUGAAGUUCAGAGGUAUCUUUGAGUUUGCACAGAUUUUUAUUGUGCGGGGUGCCAUUUCGAGGAUUUCCAGUGGCUGGACAAGACUGUAAUGUCGGAUGGCUCCAGAGGGUGGCAGCAGUGAGCAGACUGACUUCAGUGAGACUGGGGGGAAAAAGGAUUUCCUUUCCUUUUUUUUUCUUUUUUUUUUUUUUUUUUUGGAAGACAUCGCAAAUGAAAAUGGAUCGAGGUCCGCGGUUACAGAUGCAUUUCUUGAGUUUUGUAUGCUUUAUUUUUUAUUCUAUUCACUAUGUGAAAGAAACAUGAACUUUUUUAUAGUGUACUUCCUGUUUGUUUUUAUUUGAUGCUAACGACUGUGAUCCGAGAAUUCUGAGCAGCUCACAGAACAAACAGAGGUCACCUCGGCGUUCAUGUGUUUCCACCAGAAAAAUCGAUUUUGAUGAUUCCUGACUUAACUCUUUCACUGCCGUUUGUGACUGGCCUGCUGCAACAGGCCAUCACGCUAUAUUUUCAUCUCGGGACUUGACAUACUAACAAACAUACCUGACUGAGAAAUUGAGACAUAUAUAUUGAUGUUUUAAAAGUGCACUAUGAUACUUUUUCACUUUCAUUCACUAUGAGACUAUUUUUGUACGUAAUAUACCUGAGAGGUUUUAGAUUUUAAGUACAGUAAAUUCACACAGACACAUGCAAUACAAACAUUUCCCUAUUUAUAGAAAUAGCUUUUUGACAACUAGCUGUAGAUCAAUGAAGAAAAUGUAACACCACUCUAAUGUAGCACAAGAGUAAUGAUUUCAACUUCCUGUCUGCAUCAAAGUUUACUGUAUAUAGUUUUUAGUAGCCCCAUUUCUCUAUUGUAAGUGCUUGUUGAUACUGCAGAAUCUCGCAGUCCCCUGGUUAUUGACCCCAAUGACUGCAUUAUUAAGAGUAUUCUGGAACAUUAUACAUUCAUGUCAGGCAGCUGCUAUAUAUGGGAAUUAUUUGA
Molecule: messenger RNA, 3435 nt
Organism: Megalops cyprinoides (Indo-Pacific tarpon)
Lineage: Eukaryota; Metazoa; Chordata; Actinopteri; Elopiformes; Megalopidae
Gene: col13a1
Product: collagen, type XIII, alpha 1
Exons: 38
Coding region: 411-2402 (663 amino acids)
Source: RefSeq, a predicted model, not a curated record